Molecule: messenger RNA, 1845 nt
Organism: Rhizopus microsporus ATCC 52813
Lineage: Eukaryota; Fungi; Mucoromycota; Mucoromycetes; Mucorales; Rhizopodaceae
Product: signal recognition particle binding protein
Exons: 4
Coding region: 1-1845 (614 amino acids)
Biological process (GO): SRP-dependent cotranslational protein targeting to membrane
Cellular component (GO): endoplasmic reticulum membrane; signal recognition particle receptor complex
Molecular function (GO): signal recognition particle binding; ATP hydrolysis activity; GTP binding
Source: RefSeq, a predicted model, not a curated record
AUGUUAGAUCUUUUUACCAUCAUUACCAAGGGUGGUUUUGUAUUAUGGCAAAAGACAUUUGCACCCAUCUCUGGAUUUCCUGUUCAAGAAUUGAUUAAAAAUGUCUUGAUUGAAGAACGAUCGGGCACAACAGAGUAUAUCCAAAACAACUAUGCUCUAAGGUGGACAUUUGCAAAUGAAGCUGAACUCAUCUUUGUUGUCGUCUAUCAAAAGAUUCUCACUCUCAACUAUCUUGAAGAACUCUUGGAGACUGUCAAACGUGUCUUUUUAGCUACCUUUCAAGACAUCCUCCAAAAGGACUCAAACGGUGACUUUACUUCCUUUGGUCCAAUUUUUGAUAAAUUACUAAAACAGGUGGAAGAGAAAUAUGCAAAUCUAAGACAAAAAGCACCAAGAAAGUUUGAAAAUACAAAAAAAUUUGAAAGUACUCUAAAGGCUUCUCAAGCACAGAAUAUGGGAGCUCUUCCAGUAUCUACUGCAGCAAACACACAAGUGGAUGAAGAUGAAAUUGCUAAAAACAUCCGUGCACUAAAGAUUCAAGGUAAUAGUCCACGAACAAAGGGAGCCAAGAAACCUGCAAAGACGGUCAAUAAGCAGCAGAUACCAGAAGAUACACAAAAGAAGAAGAAAUCACAAAAGCAAGCUCGUGUAUGGGACGGCCAGAUUUCAAAGGGAGAAAUGGAAUCAUUGGACUAUUCGUCCAAAUCAAAUGGUGCUGAUGAAGCGCCAGAGACAGUUGCUUCUCAAUGGGUGGAUGAAUCCAAGCUGGGUAAAAAGAAUGAAAAGGGAAUUUACGAAGUUCAGGAUAUCAUGCAACAGGAGAAUGAAGAAGACGAGGAUGAGGAUGAGGAACUAGAUUUUGAUCAGCCAGUUGAUCUGCAAAAGAAAUCGGGUGGAUUGUUUUCCUAUCUAAAGUCAUUUACAGGCUCAAAAGAAUUGACAGCAGAGACACUAGAUCCAGUGAUUGCAACUAUCAGAGAACACUUGGUUGCUCAAAACGUAGCGACAGAAAUUGCUGAUCAUCUGUGUCAAAGUGUCAAAUCAAGUCUCCUUGGAAAAAAACUUGGCAGUUUUGAAAGAGUGUCUACCGCGGUCCGAAAUAGUAUGGAAGCAGCACUUAAACGUAUCUUGACACCCAAGACUUCCCUAGACAUCCUACGUGACAUUGAACAAGCCAAAUUAGAUAAACGACCUUAUAGCAUCUGUUUCAUUGGUGUGAACGGUGUUGGCAAAUCGACCAAUUUGAGUAAAGUCUGUUUCUGGCUGCUCCAAAACAAUUAUAAAAUCCUGAUUGCUGCUUGUGACACUUUCCGUAGCGGUGCCGUUGAACAGCUCCGUGUACAUGUCCGUAAUCUUCGUGCACUUCAAACAAGCGGUGAUGGCCAAGUUGAAUUAUUCGAGCGUGGUUAUGGAAAAGACUCUGCAGGAAUUGCCAAAGAUGCCAUCAGCUAUGCUACUGCCAAUCAUUUUGACGUGGUCUUGAUCGAUACAGCAGGCCGUAUGCAAGACAAUGAACCACUGAUGAGAGCACUUUCUAAACUCGUAUCUGUCAACCAACCAGACAAGAUCAUCUUUGUGGGAGAAGCCCUAGUGGGCAAUGAAGCAGUAGACCAAUUAACCAAAUUCAAUCAAGCGCUCAAGGAUUUUUCUGGUUUACAGAAUCCAAGACAUAUCGACGGCAUGAUCCUAACCAAAUUUGAUACGAUUGAUGAUAAAGUAGGUGCUGCCCUUUCCAUGACCUACAUCACUGGCCAGCCUAUUUACUUUGUGGGCACUGGACAAACAUAUACGGACUUAAAAAAUCUCAAGGUGUCUCAUGUCGUUCAUAGUUUACUAAAGAAAUAA